CAAGGUGGAGGCGGGGAAAGCGGGAGCGAAAGCUCGAAAAUCAAGAAUCACAUUCACUGUCAGUACAGUCGAGUUUGAUGCGAUAACGGUUCAUUUAUGGACAUAAAGUAAAACUCCUAAUUAUAGGUUAGUACACGGAAUUUUUAGCGUACAGAGGAGCGGGUCAUGCUGUCCUCGCAAAGGUAAUGAGCCGUAGAUCCCUCGGGUCUCGGCUUAACAGCGCCCACAAACUGCAGCGAGACUGGAAUGAUUGGCAGCCCAGAGGUGACAGCGUGUCAGCCACCCCGGACGGCGUCAAGUGCAGUGCCUCAGGAGACUGCGGAAUAGCACCUCUUUUCGACACACCACCCUGCAACCCGCCUGACACCCCGCCACCGCACGAUGAGGCCAUCUCAGCCGCCGGCACACUCGGAGAAGGAGGUGGCUAUGAAGUUGAUGGAGGUAUCUGUGAAAACACUUUUCAUUGGAAGACACUGGGGCAAGAGCUGAGAAUCAACGAUGUGACUGUGGAUUCAACCCGUUUUCAGCAUGGAAACCGUGCUUUAGCUUCAAAGGACAUGAGGAAAUCACAGGAUAGACCGUUGCCUCACUCUGAUGAGUCACGGCUGGCCAAUCUUCUAAGGAGGGUGUCCCGGGAGGAUGACAGGGACCGCAGACUGGCCACCAUGAAACAGCUGAAAGACUUCAUUCAGCACCCUGAGAAUAAAGCGGUCCUGGCGAAGCAGUUGGAUACAAUCCUGGCUACCAUAAAUGAUGUUUUAAAUGAAAGCAGUAAACUUCUGCAGGAGCUGAGACAGGAGGCGGCCUCCUGCCUGGGUCUGCUGUGUGCCUCCCUCAGCUACGAGGCCGAGAAAAUCUUCAAGUGGAUCUUUCUCAAGUACAGCUCGUCCACCAAGGAUGAGGUCAAGCUGUUGUACUUGGUGGCGACGUACAAGGCUCUGGAGACAGCCGGCGAGAGGAAGGGCUUUUCCUCGGUCAUGCAGCUGGUGAUGAGCAGCCUACAGUCCAUCCUGGAGAACCUGGACACGCCGGAGCUGCUGUGCCAGAGCGUCAAGUGCAUCCUGCUGGUGGCGCGCUGCUACCCGCACAUCUUCAGCACCAACUUCAGAGACACCGUAGACAUCUUGGUGGGGUGGCACAUCGACCACACGCAGCGGCCGUCGCUCACCCUGCAGGUGUCAGGAUGGCUGCAGAGUCUGGAGCAGUUCUGGGUGGCAGACCUCACCUUUUCCACCACCUUACUGGGGCAGUUUCUGGAGGACAUGGAGGCCUAUGCUGAGGACCUCAGCCAUGUGGCGUCGGGGGAGUCCGUGGACGAGGACAUCCCGCCACCCUCCGUGUCCCUGCCCAAGCUGGCGGCCUUGCUGCGCGUCUUCAGCACCGUGGUGCGCAGCAUUGGGGAGCGAUUCAGUCCCCUCCGUGGGCCCCCUAUCACCGAAGCGUAUGUCACUGAUGUGCUAAACCGCGUGCUAGCCUGCGUCACCACGGCCAAGCAAGUGCUCUUCUCCGAGGCGGUUCUGACGGCAGCCAACGAGUGCGUGUGCGUGCUGCUGGUGAGCGUGGACGCGGGUGUGCACCAGGUGACGGACGCAGUCAUCUCCUACGGCCUCACCCAGCUGCAGAGCUGCCAGGCCUGCGGGCCGGAGUACUGCGUCGCCGUCCUCAACUUGCUCACGCUGAUUGUUGACCAGAUUAACACCAAGCUGCCUUCCUCAUUUGUGGAGAAGCUGCUGGCGCCAGACUCCCAGCUGUUGGAGCUCCGCUUCCACAGGGAGAAAGAGGUGAUGGCUGCAGCCCUAGGGGUGUACCAGGCCGUCCUGAGCCUGAAGAACAUUCCCAUCCUGGAGGCGGCCUACAAGCUGGUGCUGGGGGAGAUGGGCUGUGCCCUCAACAGCCUCCUGAUCCCCCUGGGCCUGCAGACGGCCUGCCCCCACAUCCAGCACCCCGCCUUCGCCCAGACCCGGCUGGCCCCCGAGAGAGCUGAGUUCACGCUCAUCUUCAACCUCAGCGCGCUCACCACCAUCGGCAACACCAAGAACUCGCUCAUCGGGAUGUGGGCGCUGUCCCCCACCGUGUUCGCGCUGCUCAGCCAGAAUCUGGUGGUGGUGCACUCCGAGCUGUCCGUCUACCACCCCGUCGUCCAGUACGCCGUCCUCUACACGCUCUACUCGCACUGCACCAGACACGAUCACUUCAUCUCCAGCAGCCUCAGCUCCUCCUCCCCCUCCCUCUUCGACGGGGCUGUCAUCAGCACGGUUACCACGGCAACUAAGAAGCACUUCAGCACUCUCCUCAGCUUGCUGGGCAUGUUGCUAGGCAAGGAGCACCUCUACUCCGAGGCCCGGAGGCUGUUGCUGACCUGGGCUCUGGAGGUUUCCCUCGUGAUGAAGAAAUCGGAGACCUACUCCCCUCUUUUCUCUCUUCCGUCAUUCCACAAAUUCUGCAAAGGCCUGCUGGCAAACGCGCUGAACGAAGACGCAGCCGUCUGUCUGCAGACGUGCAACAGCCUGCAGGUGCUGUCCUCGUCCCUGCCCAGCGAGCUGCUGCAGAGGUGUGUGGAUGUGUGCCGGGUGCAGCUGGUCCACUCCGCGGUUCGGGUCAGACAGGCUUUCGGGAAGCUGCUGAGGAGCAUCCCCCUGGAUGUGGCUCUGAGUAACCGUGGACACGCCGAGAUUCAGGACAUUUCGCUGGCCAUCCGCCAACACAUGAGCAAAUCUCCAAGCAACACCUUCCACCCUCAAGAUUUCUCCGACCUGAUCAGCUUCAUUCUGUAUGGAACUGUGCACCGUGGCGGGAAGGAGCCCUGGCUGGAGCGCCUGUUCCACAGCUGCCAGCGGCUGGAGAAGCGGGAGGCGGUGGCGGUGGCGGUGCCGCGGGCGCUGCUGCGGACGGAGGCGGUGCUGUGGCAGUGGGCGGUGUGGGAGGCGGCGCAGUUCACCGUGCUCUCCAAGCUGCGCACCCCGCUGGGCCGUGCGCAGGACACCUUCCAGACCAUCGAAGGGAUAAUCCGCAGCCUGGCGGCCCACAGCGUGAACCCGGAGCAGGAGCUGAGCCAGUGGAGCAGCGGGGAGAGUGACGAGGGCCACCACACCAACCAGCUGCGCCUCGCCCUCCUGCUGCAGUUCCUGGAGAACCUGGAGAAGCUCAUGUACAACGCCUACGAGGGCUGUGCCAACGCCCUCACGGCCCCGCCCAAGGGCAUCAGAACCUUCUUCUACACCAACCGGCAGACGUGCCAGGACUGGCUGACCCGGAUCCGCCUGGCGCUGAUGAGGGUGGGCCUGCUGUCGGGCCAGCCAGCCGUCACCAUCCGCCACGGCUUUGACCUGCUGACUGAGAUAAAGAGCAGCUCUGCGCACGGCUCGGACAUGGAGCUUCCCGUGAUGAUGCUGGUGGAGGCGCUGUGUGAGCUGCGCUGCCCGGAAGCCAUCCAGGGCCUGGCGGCCUGGAGCUCGGUGGCGGCCGGCCGCAGCCUGGGCUGGGUGGGCUCCGUGGCCCUGCAGGCCGAGGGACGGUUUGAAAAGGCAGCUGUGGAGUACCAGGAGCAGCUGGGGGCCAUCACCGGAAUGGACUGUUCCAUCAAGGGCUUCGACCGGUCCCUAAUGAAGGUCACCAGCAGCCCAAAGAACACAGCAAAUGGGGACGGCAGGAAGACCGUUCUUCUGAAGCCCAGCGACUGCUCCCCCGAGGUUUCCAACUUCCUGGCCAACAAGGCGUGCGAGUGCUACGUGGCUCUGUGCGACUGGGCGUCCGUGCAGGAGUGGCAGGCCAGCAUGCUGGCCCUCAAGAAGACUGCCAGCGGCUCCACCAUCAGCCUCAAGACCGACUUCAACUACAUCAGGGCCCUGAGCAGCUUUGAGGAGGGAGAUUUCACCGAGUGUCAAGAGCAGCUGGGCCUCCUGCCAGGGGAGGACUUCGGGUUCCUCAAUUCAACCUCGAGGGACAAGAUGGACCUGAGGCGGCUGCUGCCUUCCGUGCUCAGUCCGGACCCCACCGAACUGCAGAAGGCCAUCGAGGUGCAGCUUCUGAGGGGCGCCGUGGGAAUCGUCACGUCGGCGUGUCGCAGCGAGCAGGACCCGAAACCCCCUCCCUCCUCAGAGAUGCUCGUGAAGUACCUGAAGCAGACGGGGCGCGUCUCCCUCGGGCCGCUGCGGCUUUCCACUCUCACUCUGUCGGGCUCCCUGCCCACCAUGAGCACCAUGCAGCUGCACUGCGCCACCUACCUGGAGAGCUUCUUGAGCAGCCAGCUGGCCUCUGAGGACCGGCUGAUCCCUCUGUGCAGCCAGGCUGUGGGUACGUGCAAGCAGCAGGACGUCCAGCCCUGGCUGCACGCCCUCAGGUACACCAUGUUCCAGAGGCAGCUCUCCGUCAAGCUCAAAGGCUCCUCCGCUCCCAUCGACUCCCACCUGAUGGAGCUGUGCCUGACGGCUGUGAAGUUCGCCCGCAAGCAGGGGAACAUCGCCCUGGCCACCAGGCUCCUGGGGCAGUGCAGCGACACGCCCGUCAAGGCCUGCGCCGGCAGCUCGGAGCUGGUGCAGCUCUUCAAGCGCCUGUCUCUGGAUGGCGCCGUGGAAGAGAAGUGGGGCCCCGAGCUGGAGAUUGAGAAGGCGAAGGUGCUCUUUACUGCAGGCCAGUCCGCCUCGGCGAUGGAGAUGCUGAGCCUGUGCGCCCUGUCCUACUGCCGCUCGGGGAAGAGCGAGCGGGCGGCGUGCCGCUCGGUGCUCGCGCUCUGCAAGUGGCUGCUGGCCGACUGGAAGGACCUGACCCCGCAGCUCAAGCAGGUGGUGAAGUGGAGCGCCGCCGCCGGCGCCCCCGCUCUGUCGCCCCUCGGCAGGAACAUUGGCGCCCUGCUGGAGCUGCCCGUCGAGGACCAGGCCGUGCCCCGCAUCACCGCGGAGACCACAGUGAGCGUGGGUGUUGGAGAGGCAGACUUUGUGCUGGGGCAGCUGUACCAGCUCUCCACCGCUCAGGCCCCUGAGCUGGCCAAGUCUUGGGCCGCUCUGGCCAGCUGGGCCUACCGAUGGGGCCGGAAGGUGGUGGAUAACGCCAGCCAAGGAGAGGGGGUGCCUCUCCUCCCUGCUGAGAAGCAGGAAGUCGGAGAACUGCUCCCAGAAUGCACCAGUGACGAGGACAGGGAAACCAUCUUCAGCAUCCUCGGCCAGGCGAUGUGUCGACCAGCAGGAAUUCAGGACGAGGACAUGGCGCUGCAGAACGAGGAGGAUGAGGAGGAUGACAUGGUGGACGUGAUCUGGAGGCAGCUGCUGAGCUCCUGUCCGUGGCUCUCGGAGGUGGAGGAGGGCGUGACGGACGGGCUGAUCAGGGUGUGGCGCAAGGUCGUGGAUCGCAUCUUCAGCCUGUACCGCGUUUCCUGCCGGGCCUACUUCACCUUCCUCAAGCUCAACGCUGGCCAGGUGCCGAUUGACGAAGACGACCCAAAACUUCUGUUGUCCAACCAGUGUGCAAAGCAGAGCAGUGAUGACAUCAUUGUCAUGGCAACCCUGCGUCUGCUGCGGCUGCUGGUGAAGCACGCGGGGGAGUUGCGGGAGGGGCUAGAGCUGGGCCUGGCCGCCACCCCUACCGCUCCUUGGAGAGGCAUCAUCCCCCAGCUCUUCUCCAGGCUGAAUCACCCGGAGGCCUACAUCCGCCAGAGCAUCUGCAGCCUGCUGUGCCGCGUGGCGCAGGACUCCCCCCACCUCAUCCUGUACCCCGCCAUCGUGGGCUCCAUCUCCCUGGGCGGGGAGGCCCAGGCUGCAGGCAGCAAACUGCCCUCGGCCCUGCCCACGUUCCUCAGCAACAUCCAGGGGGAGGCGCUGUGCGGAGGAGGGAGCGAGGCGGGCAGCAACCCGGCCUCCCAGGAGAGCAGCAAAGGGGACGAGCUGGUCCUGUGCUCCAGCGAGGACCAGGCCAUGAUGCAGGACUGCUACAGCAAGAUUGUGGAGAAGCUGUCCUCCGCCAGCCCCACCAUGGUGCUGCAGGUGAAGAUGCUGGUGGGUGAGCUGCGCCGGGUCACCGUGCUCUGGGACGAGCUGUGGCUGGGCGUCCUGCAGCAGCAGCACAUGCACGUCCUGCGGCGCAUCCAGCAGCUGGAGGACGAGGUCAAGAGGGUGCAGAACAACAACACGCUCCGCAAGGAGGAGAAGCUGGCCAUCAUGCGGGAGAAGCACUCGGCUCUGAUGCGGCCUGUGGUGUUCUCCCUGGAGCACGUGCGCAGCAUCACGGCCGCGCCCGCCGAGACGCCCCACGAGACCUGGUUCCAGGAGAGCUACGGGGAGGCCAUCAACAACGCGCUGGAGAGGCUGCGGAACCCCUCGAACCCGGCCAACCCGGCCAGCAGCUGGGUGCCCUUCAAGCAGAUCAUGCUGAGCUUGCAGCAGCGGGCCCAGAAGCGCGCCAGCUACCUGCUGAGGCUGGACGAGAUCAGCCCCCGGCUGGCAGCCAUGGCCUGCACCGAGAUGGCGCUGCCCGGGGAGGUCUCGGCCACGGACACCGUCACCAUCCAGAGCGUGGGCAACACCAUCACUAUCCUGCCCACCAAGACCAAGCCCAAGAAGCUCUACUUCCUGGGAUCCGACGGGAAGAACUACCCCUACCUGUUCAAAGGGCUGGAGGACCUGCAUCUGGAUGAAAGGAUCAUGCAGUUCCUGUCCAUUGUCAACACCAUGUUCACCAAGGUCAACCAGCAGGAGAGCCCCCACUUCCACGCCCGCCACUACUCAGUCACGCCCCUGGGCACCCGCUCCGGGCUCAUUCAGUGGGUGGAUGGAGCGACGCCCCUGUUUGGUCUCUAUAAGCGGUGGCAGCAGCGAGAAGCGGUGCUGCAGGCUCAGAAGGCUCAGGACUCAUUCCAGCAGCCCCAGAACGUUCCCAUGGUGCCGCGGCCCAGCGAGCUCUACUACAGCCGGAUCGGCCCGGCGCUGAAGGCUGUGGGGCUCAGCCUGGACGUGUCGCGCCGCGAUUGGCCGCUCAGCGUCAUGAGGGACGUCCUGCGGGAGCUGAUGGAGGCCACGCCCCCCAACCUGUUGGCCAAGGAGCUGUGGUGCUCCUGCACAACGCCCAGCGAGUGGUGGAGAGUCACUCAGUCCUACGCCAGAUCCACUGCAGUGAUGUCCAUGGUGGGUUACAUCAUUGGGCUGGGGGAUCGUCACCUGGACAACGUGCUGAUUGACAUGACCACGGGAGAGGUGGUGCACAUUGAUUACAACGUCUGCUUUGAGAAAGGGAAGAGUUUGAGGGUGCCUGAGAAGGUUCCCUUCCGCAUGACCCACAACAUCGAGACGGCCCUGGGAGUCACCGGAGUCGAGGGCAUCUUCAGACUGUCCUGUGAACAGGUGAUCCACAUGAUGCGCAGGGGGCGAGAGACCCUGCUAACCUUGCUGGAGGCCUUUGUGUACGACCCCCUGGUGGACUGGACGGCCGGGGGGGAGGUGGGCUUCGCUGGGGCCGUGUACGGAGGCGGAGGGCAGCAGGCGGAGAGCAAGCAGAGCAAGCGCGAGAUGGAGAGGGACAUCACCCGCAGCCUGUUCUCCUCGCGCGUGGCCGAGAUCAAGGUAAACUGGUUCAAGAACCGCGAGGAGAUGCUGGGCGUGCUGCCGCAGAUGGACAGCGCUGUGGAGGAGUACCUCCGUCUGCAGGAGCAGCUCGCCCAGGUCGAGAAGCUACAGGGCCGGCUGCUGGAGGAGAUCGAGUUCCUGGACGGAGCGGAGAGCCGGCCGGACCACCCUGUCCACACCCUGGAGCACAGGUACUCGGAGCACACGCAGCUGCAGUCCCGGGAGAGGACAGUGCAAGACGCCAUCCAGGGGAAGCUGUCAGACCUGGAGCAGUGGAUCUCCCAAUACCAGGCUGCCUUCGCCAGCCUGGAGGCCACCCAGCUGGCCAGCCUGAUGCAGGAGAUCAGCAGCCCCAUUGACCUGGGCCCUCCCAGCUACGUGCCGGCCACGGCCUUCCUGCAGAACGCGGGGCAGGCGCACCUGAUCAGCCAGUGCGAGCAGCUGGAGGGGGAGCUGGGCGCCAUGUUCCAGCAGCGGCGCGCCCUCCUGCGGGGCUGCCUGGAGCACCUGCACAGCUACGCCACGGUGGCCCUGCUCUACCCCCGCCCCGUGCUGCUCCGCCACCGCGCCCACGCCUGGAAGCAGUGGAUGGAGGAGCUGGUGUGCGACAUGACCGUGGAGCACUGCCAGGCCAUCUACCGCAAGUACGAGAUGCAGUUCGCCCCGCAGCCGCCGCCGGCCACCUGCCAGCUCCUGUCCAGCACGGAGCUGGCGCUGCAGCACCACGCGGCCGACACCAACACGCGGCUCCUGAGGCAGGUGGAGCGGCUGAAGGCGGAGGGCGCCGGCGCGCCGGCCUGCGAGGAGCAGCUGCAGGAGAUCGAGCGCUGCAUCUCCGUCUUCCUGCGCGAGAACGGCGAGCUGGGCUCCUUCAGCCUGGCCGGCAUCAUCAUCUCUGCACUCUGCACCCUCACCAGGCGUAACCUGGUGAUGGAGGGCGCGGCGGCCAGCGCCGGGGAGCAGCUGGUGGACCUGACGUCGCGGGACGGGGCCUGGUUCCUGGAGGAGCUGUGCAGCAUGUGCGGCAACGUGACCUGCCUGGUGCAGCUGCUGCAGCAGUGCCAGCUACUGCCCCACGACCUGGACCUCCCCAGCCCCGUGGAGACCGCCCAGGCCGUCUACCUGGCCAACGGGGUCUACACGUGCCUGCAGGAGCUGAACACCAACUUCCGGCAGAUCAUCUUCCCCGAGGCGCUGCGCUGCAUGCUGAAGGGGGAGAGCACGCUGGAGGCCAUGCUGCUGGAGCUGGACCUGCUGGUCGAGCAGUGCGCCGACGGCGUCUCCCUGCAGGGGCUGGCCGAGGCGCUGCAGGCGCACCUCCGCAACGUCGCCAUGGGGCUGGAGGAGGACACCGACAACCACUACCUGGAUGUCACCAGGAUGCUGCGUGCCCAGUACUCAGAGCUCAUCCAGCCACACAGCCAGGAGGACACACCCAAGAUGAGCGCUGGCCAGAUGCUGCUGGUGGCCUUCGAUGGCACUUUUGCGCAGCUGGAGACUGCUUUCGGGCUUCUGAUCGAAAAGCUUAACAAAAUGGAGGUCCCCCCAGCCUGGAGGAAGGUGGACGUGAUCCGUGAGGCCAGGGCAGCGCAGGUCAACUUCUUUGACAAGGCACAGCACCGGGAGGUCCUGGAGGAGAUCUUCUUCCUCAAGAGGCUGCAGAGCAUCCGCGACUUCUUCCGCCUGUGCGGCUCCUUCUCUCAGACACUUUCCGGAACCUGCCCCCCACCCCCCGAGGACGCAGUCCCCUCCAACGGCCCCGUGGCCCUGGUGAAGCCCGUGUACCGCGGGUCAGCCGUGAUGAGCGAGGACCAGAUGGCCCGGCCCGUCAAGGCCUUCACGGCGGACUUCGUGCGGCAGAUGCUGAUGGGGCUGCCCACGCAGGUGCUGGGCCUGGCCCUCUGCAGCGCCCUCAGCGCCCUGGGCAUGGACGUCAUCGCGCAGGUGGAGGCCAAGGACUUCGGGGCGGAGGGCAAGGUCUCCCUGGACGACCUGUGCAAGAAGGCCGUGGAGCAGGGGCUGCAGGCCGGCCGGCUGUCCCAGCUGCUGCUCAACCGGGCCACGGUGCUGGCGGGCUCCUACGAGACGGCCUGGAAGAAGCUGGACCUGGUGCGCAGGCUGGAGGUCAGCAUGGAGGCCUGCAAGGUCAGCCUGCAGAGGGCCCAGCUGCACAUCGCCAUGUUCCAGUGGCAACAUGAGGAUGUCCUGGGGACGAGGAACCAGCCGAUGUCUGUGAGCCCACCGCCACGCUCCGUUAUCCUCAGCAACAUGAAGAAGAAGCUGUACAAGCUGAGCCAGGAUGAGGCCUCUAUCGCUAGCUUGCAGGAGAAGCUGGCGUCACUAGAGGGCAGCAUCGAGCAGCGUCUGAAGUGGGCGGGGGGAGCGAACCCGGCUCUGGCGCCCGUGCUGCAGGACUUCGAGGCCACCAUUGCCGAGCGGCGGGCGCUGGUGCUGAAGGAGGGCCAGUGCGCCAGCCAGGUGACCUUUCUCUGCAGCACCAUCCUCAACUUCGAGGGCCUGCGGACGCGCACCCCCGAAGCCCUCAGCAUGGACGGCGCUCUUUUCGACCUGCUCAAGCGCUGCCAGGCCACCUGCUCCUACGCCGCGCAGUUCAGCAGCUCUGUCUCCCCGCUGGAGCUGAGGCUGCUGCACAGGCUGAGCUCCACAGUGGACCUCCCCAUUGGCAGCCCCGAAUGGCUGUUGUGUGCACAGAAGCACCUGACCCAGGAGAUGUCCAAUGAGAGAGCACUGCAGGGGGAGAGGGAGCAGCAGCUGGAGAGCGUCACGGAGACUCUGCAGGCACUGGUGGACACCAUCAAGGGCAUUCUGUCCAACCACAACCGCCAGCUGGCAGACGUCAAACACCUGCUGCGUGCCAUGGCCAAGGAUGAGGAGAACGCUCUGGCAGAAGGCGAGGCCGUGCCGUACGAGGGCAGCGUGCGCCAGUUCCUGUCGGAGUACAAGGCCUGGCAGGACAACGUGCAGAUAGUGCUGUUCACGGUGGUGCAGGCCACGGGGCAGCCGCGCAGCCAGGAGCAGGUGGAGCUGCUGCAGGAGAUCCCCGCCACGCUGAGGGAGCUCAAAACGCAGAGCCAGAGCGUCUAUAAUGGGCUGGUGGGCUUUGCUUCCCCCCUGGUGACUGAGAGAGCGAGUGACUGUGCGAGCCCAACCCUGAGCACUCAGACGAGCUUCGCUGCAGCGGUGCGCUGCAGUGGGCCCAGGACACAGCCUGAGAGCAUGUCUCAGAACGCUCGCAAGCUUCUCCCACGGAACCUGGGGACACCAGCAGACACCCCACCCAGCACCCUACUGAUCACCAGCAAAGGCAUGGCUCCAAGCCCCAAGAGGGCAGUGAGGGACCCCAAGACUGGAAGAGCUGUCCAGGAGCGCAACUCUUACGCAGUGAGUGUGUGGAAGCGAGUGAAAGCCAAACUGGAGGGCAGAGAUGUGGACCCAAACAGGCGAAUGAGUGUGACAGAGCAGGUUGACUAUGUGAUUAAGGAGGCUACGAACAUGGAUAACCUGGCUCAGCUGUAUGAAGGUUGGACAGCCUGGGUGUGAACGGGAUGCCAGUAAGAUCUCUUUGGUCCAACGAGGGUAGAAAUCCACCAGAAUCCACUGGGUCUGGGGCGAAGGAGCCGCAGAGCAGCGUGGGGGGGAAGAUCUCGCGAUCCUCCCUGGGGCCCCCCACUGGAUCCCCGUAGCACUGCUGCACCCGGCGAUCCAGCCAUCACAACGAACGGGUCUGCACCCGGCUCCCUCGGGUGCGGGGGGGCUGACGGGGACGGGAAAACGGGGGGUGACGAGGCACCAAGCCUGAACUGUCCCCCACCCCCUGUGACACAGCAAAUACAACAAACACAACUCCUCUCCUCCCGAAAUCCAAGAGCAUGCGGAAAAAGGGUUCGCUAUGGGGACUCGGAAAUGGGCUCGUCUCGCACCCCGCUUUAUUUUCGCGCCACCCCAAGAGGGGAGAGACGGAUGCCCAACAUCCUUCAGUCCCGAAGCACGCUCCUGGAGUGCAUUUCAGUGGCGAGAGGAGACAAGGAGACAAAUGCUGUGAAGAGCCUCUUGACAUUCUGUCCUUUAUGACGAUCCAGCAAUUCUAAUGGUCCAGCAGCAAAGCUGGUGUGUGUUGGCAGGUGUGGAGGACUGAGUGGCUGGAGAAUCAGGAGCCUCAGUGAACUCCAUUCAAAGCCACGAGGCUCAAGCCAGAUAACUGCAGUCACUUUCUUUAUCAAUAUCAAACAUUUAUUGGAAAUAAAGAAACCCUUACACACAACACUCUGAAAAUAUCUCACACAGUAGUUUCACAAUUUGAGUAGUCUCAUGCAGAAAUUUUUUUUUUUUUUUGAUUAAUCACCGUCAUCUUGUUUGAAUGUUACAGCACUAUGUAUAAUGUGCUUCAAUGCAAGGAGUCCAGUGUGGAUUGGUAUUAUUUUUGGAUUGAUUGAUGGCUGUAUGUCAAAAUGUAUAAGUAUGGGUAUUCUAAACAAUGGUAGAAAAUAUGUUGACUUGAAAUUGGACUAAAGAUGACUUAAUCGCUUUCCAGUACUUUUCCUUGAUUUGCAUUUCUAAUUUGUGAAUUGUAGAGAUUUUCUUUCUUUUCCCAUGCUUUUAAAAAAUCACUUAGAAUCAUCCCUUUUUGACUUGCCACUGAAGGGAUGUGCCAUUCCUGUUAUAUACUCCCUGUUUUGCCUGAGUUUUACUAAUCUAGACCCCCCUCUAGUUUUACAUUUUUAGUGGGAGAAAUUAAUACGUGAAUACAUAAAAUAAUGCUUUGGUG
Megalops cyprinoides (Indo-Pacific tarpon) is the source of this 12336-nucleotide messenger RNA. It is a transcript of the gene smg1, whose product is annotated as SMG1 nonsense mediated mRNA decay associated PI3K related kinase. Lineage: Eukaryota; Metazoa; Chordata; Actinopteri; Elopiformes; Megalopidae. Gene Ontology annotation, molecular function: protein serine/threonine kinase activity; protein binding. Bases 186 to 11111 code for a protein of 3641 amino acids. The transcript is spliced from 62 exons. Gene Ontology annotation, biological process: phosphorylation; nuclear-transcribed mRNA catabolic process, nonsense-mediated decay. Gene Ontology annotation, cellular component: nucleus. The record is from RefSeq and is a predicted model, not a curated record.